Messenger RNA from Strongylus vulgaris, 294 nucleotides. Lineage: Eukaryota; Metazoa; Nematoda; Chromadorea; Rhabditida; Strongylidae. The record is from the annotation of a GenBank genome assembly.
AUGCCACUAUACUUGUACCGCUACUCAUCUCUUAAGUGGAAUAUUAAAGAUGAUAAUGGAAACUAUGUGAUCCCAUAUAAAAUUACGGGACAAUACGAAGCAUUGGAGCUCCAGAUAAUCGAAGAAGCGAUGGAACGCAUUGAAAAUAACAUAUGUAUUCGUUUUAAAAAAAGAACAAAUGAGAGAGAUUACGUCGAAAUUCGAAAUGAGAUUGGCGGUGGAUGCCGCGCAUACAUUGGACGCCCUGGUGGCAAAAGCAUUCUGAUGCUUGAAGCAAGCGAAGAGGGAACGUAA